This is a messenger RNA of Ipomoea triloba (trilobed morning glory), 2772 nucleotides long. RefSeq names its product serine/threonine protein phosphatase 2A 57 kDa regulatory subunit B' theta isoform-like. The record is from RefSeq and is a predicted model, not a curated record. The transcript is spliced from 4 exons. Lineage: Eukaryota; Viridiplantae; Streptophyta; Magnoliopsida; Solanales; Convolvulaceae. Gene Ontology annotation, biological process: signal transduction. Gene Ontology annotation, molecular function: protein phosphatase regulator activity. The coding region runs from base 662 to 2224 and encodes 520 amino acids. Gene Ontology annotation, cellular component: protein phosphatase type 2A complex.
GAAAAAAAAAUCAGAAUAACAAUAAUGCCAGCGAACCAAACACAUCGAGAACAACCAGAAAUUGCUUUUCUUCAACCCGUCUCCCUUUUUCUUUCGUCUUGGGCUGUUUUUUCAGAUUGCGAUUACUGACCCAACCCAGAAAGAUUCAAUCUUUUUCAGUCUGCCUUUUUCUUUAUCACCAAUAACUUGUGCUAUCUUCUUCUUCUUCUUGUAAGCAUCAAAUAUCCUUCUGGUGAAUGGUGCUGCUCCUGUUGUUUAUUGACUAUUGAGUGUCUUAUGCUUGUAUUUCUUGGGCGCUUUUUGCAGGCUGUGAAUCUCUCUAAGUUUUGACAGAAGGAAGAGCUGCGGUUAGUUUACAUCUUUUCUUCUCAGGAGUUCUCACCUUCUUUUAAUGCCCAGAUGAGUGGGGAAGUUAGUUACUUAGACUGGAAGAACUUGAAACCAUAUGAAGGAUGGAUUGGUUUAUGGUGGUGGAGAACAGUGGAGGUUUAUGAUCUGAUGAGAUCUCGCUGAGUUGCUGUUAGGCUUUCGGGUUUGGUGGUUAUAUGCUUGCGGUUUCUAGUGUCGUUAUCUUUGGGGAUGUGUCUGUUUUGAAACACUGUUUGAUCUACCUAGCUUGUUGGGUUCAUACCAAAGAAUCUCGAGUGUGUAGUUCCCAGUGAUGAUCAAACAGAUAUUCAAUAAGCUCCCUCGGAAGCCGUCUAGGUCUGUGGAAAAUCGUGAUGGUGGAGGCUCUACUUUCUCACCUAGUCCAAGAAGCAGUGACUUGCCAAGUCCUCGGUCAGGGAAUUCGAAUGCUGCAUCUUCAAUAGGAGUCAAUUCCAACUCUUCUCCGGGGCUCAAUCAUGGAAGUAGACUUCCCCAGGCUGUAAAUGCAAAGGAGAAUGGGAGUUCGGGAGUUUCUCCCUAUGAAGCGUUGCCGAGCUUUAGAGAUGUUCCCAAUUCUGAGAAGCAAAGUUUAUUCAUAAAGAAACUGAACUUGUGUUCUGUGCCGUUUGAUUUUACUGAUCCAACAAAAAACUUGAAAGAGAAAGACAUCAAACGACAGACCCUGGUAGAGCUUGUUGAUUAUGUUUCCUCUGCAAAUGAGAAAUUCACAGAAAAUGCCAUGCAAGAAAUUAUUAAAAUGGUAUCCAUUAAUUUAUUCAGGGUGCUUACUCCUCAGCCUCGUGAGAACAAAAUAUUGGAAGCUUUUGACCUGGAAGAUGAUGAACCCUUGAUGGACCCUGCAUGGUCCCAUCUGCAAAUUGUGUAUGAAUUCCUUCUCAGGUUUGUGGCAUCACCUGAAACAGAUGCAAAGUUGGCAAAACGAUACAUUGAUCAUUCUUUUGUCGUAAAGCUAUUAGAUCUGUUUGACUCUGAAGAUCCAAGAGAAAGGGAAUACCUGAAAACAGUUCUGCACCGGAUAUAUGGAAAGUUCAUGGUGCACCGCCCAUUCAUUAGGAAAGCAAUCAAUAAUAUAUUCUAUAGGUUCGUCUUUGAAACUGAGAAGCAUAAUGGAAUUGCAGAGCUGCUGGAAAUCUUGGGCAGCAUAAUUAAUGGGUUUGCAUUACCACUGAAGGAAGAGCACAAACUGUUCCUUGUUCGAGCUCUUAUUCCACUUCACAAGCCGAAGUGCAUACAAAUGUACCAUCAGCAGUUAUCUUACUGCAUUACACAAUUUGUGGAGAAGGACUGCAAGCUUGCCGAUACUGUUAUCAGGGGUUUACUGAAAUAUUGGCCAAUCACAAACAGUUCGAAGGAAGUUAUGUUCUUAGGUGAGCUGGAGGAGGUCUUGGAGGCUACACAGCCUCCAGAAUUCCAGCGCUGUAUGGUUCCCUUGUUUCAGCAAAUUGGUCGUUGCUUGAGCAGCUCGCAUUUUCAGGUGGCUGAGAGGGCCUUGUUUUUAUGGAAUAAUGAUCACAUCGAGAACCUAAUCAAACAAAAUCGCAAAGUUAUACUGCCAGUCAUCUACCCUGCCUUGGAGAAAAAUUCAAGAACCCAUUGGAAUCCGGCAGUGCAAAGCUUGACUUUGAAUGUAUGCAAACUUUUCUCUGAUAUUGAUCCCGAAUUUUUUGAAGAGUGCAUGACCAAAUUUCAGGAAGGUGAAGCCCAAGAACAACAGAAAAAAUUGCAACGUGAAGCGACUUGGAAGCGUCUUGAAGAGAUUGCUGCAAUGAAAGCUGCAAGUAACGAACCAGUGCUCGUCUCUCGAAAGCUGACCCCUCGUGCAUCAUCUGGCUAGGUGGUACCCGAUACACUAUUUAUGCAGAAAUUGCCUCAUUGUGCUCGGUGGUAUGUAUGGCAACCAAGGAUAGGAAUCAUAAGCAAGGAGCGGGAUUUAUUGUAAUGGGAAAUCACAGUCUUUCUUUCUUGGCGUUUUCAUUAUUCCUGAAAUUUUUUGGUUUCACAGGUCACAUGGGGUAAAUGGGACACUAUGUUGGAUACCGGGUUACCUCUAUUCAAUUUAGACACGAGGUGUGUACAUAUGGAAUUGGGUGAAAGUGCCUGAAGCUUUUAGUCUGCACUGCACGGCACACUUAGCUUGAGUGAAUUUGGUUAGUAAACUCGGUCUUCAUUGCUCUAGAAAUUAUGAGACUGAAAGGGCUUCAUUUUGCUGGUAGUCUGUUUAGGUAAUUUUUGUAGUUUGAUUUAUGUACACUGUUCCGCAGUUAUAUCGUACUAUCAUAUAAUAUGCUUGACAAAAUGCUGCCUGCCUUGAAAUGCAACUAACUCAACUAUGUUAGCCAAUUUAGUUCUGUUGAAGCCAGGUAUAUGGAUUUUCUUUCUUCA